CGGAGCCCGGGCGGCGCGGCGGGAGUGCUGAGCGCGGCGCGGUCGGCCCGCCGCUUUGUGUGUGUCCUGGAUUUGGGAAGGAGCUCGCGGCGGCGGCGGCGGCGGAGCUGAGGGAGGAGGCGGCGGCGAGCGGAGCCCGGAGGAGGAGGAGGAGGGGGAGCCGCUCAUUCAUUUUUACUCCGUAUUUCUGCCCCCGGUCGGCCUCGCCCGCGACCCGGACUUCGGGGCAAUCUUGCGAACUGCGUCGCGCCCUCCCGCCGCGGAGGCUCGGGCGUCGGACAGCCUCCUCCUCUGUCUGGGGUCGGAUUUGUCCUUCCUCGCCGAGACGGAUUUGGGCUUUGCCCCCUUUCUUUGCAGUUUUUCCUCCCUCCUGUCUCUUUGGGUUUGAAAAUGGAGGCCGACGACGCCGACAGCCCGCCCCGGCGCGCAUCGGGUUCCCGACUCCGCCGAGUCCUUGGCCGCGGCUGCCGGCGCUGAGGGGCCGCCCAGCGCCGCCGCCCGCCCCGUCCGCGCAGCCCCGCGGACCCCCGGCCGGCGCCGCCUUUGGAGUAUUGUUGCCUUCGCCCUUGUUUUUGGAGGGGGGGCGAAGACUGAGUUUGAGACUUUUUCUUUUCCUUCCCACCCCCCUUUUUUUUUGAGAAAGGGGAAUUUCGUCCCAAAUAAAAGGAAUGAAGUCUGGCUCCGGAGGAGGGUCCCCGACCUCGCUGUGGGGGCUCCUAUUUUUCUCCGCCGCGCUCUCGCUCUGGCCGACGAGUGGAGAAAUCUGUGGGCCAGGCAUCGACAUCCGCAACGACUACCAGCAGCUGAAGCGACUGGAGAACUGCACGGUGAUCGAGGGCUACCUCCACAUCCUGCUCAUUUCCAAGGCUGAGGACUACCGCAGCUACCGCUUCCCCAAGCUCACGGUCAUCACUGAGUACCUGCUGCUGUUCCGCGUGGCCGGCCUCGAGAGCCUCGGCGACCUCUUCCCCAACCUCACAGUCAUCCGUGGCUGGAAGCUCUUCUACAACUACGCCCUGGUCAUCUUCGAGAUGACCAACCUCAAGGAUAUUGGGCUCUACAACCUGCGAAACAUUACCCGUGGGGCCAUCCGGAUCGAGAAGAAUGCUGACCUCUGCUACCUCUCCACGGUGGACUGGUCCCUAAUCCUGGAUGCCGUGUCCAAUAACUACAUCGUGGGGAAUAAACCCCCAAAGGAGUGUGGGGACCUGUGCCCGGGGACGAUGGAGGAGAAGCCGCUGUGCGAGAAGACCACCAUCAACAACGAGUACAACUACCGCUGCUGGACCACGAACCGCUGUCAGAAAAUGUGCCCGAGCGCGUGCGGGAAGCGGGCGUGCACGGAGAACCACGAGUGCUGCCACCCCGAGUGCCUGGGCAGCUGCAGCGCACCCGACAACGACACGGCCUGCGUGGCCUGCCGCCACUACUACUAUGCCGGUGUCUGUGUGCCCAGCUGCCCGCCCAAUACCUACCGCUUCGAGGGCUGGCGCUGUGUGGACCGUGACUUCUGCGCCAACAUCCCCAACGCUGAGAGCAGCGAUUCCGAGGGCUUCGUGAUCCACGACGGCGAGUGCAUGCAGGAGUGCCCGUCGGGCUUCAUCCGCAACGGCAGCCAGAGCAUGUACUGCAUCCCUUGCGAAGGCCCUUGUCCCAAAGUGUGUGAGGAAGAAAAAAAGACAAAGACCAUUGAUUCUGUCACUUCUGCUCAGAUGCUCCAAGGAUGCACCAUCUUCAAGGGCAAUCUACUCAUUAAUAUCCGACGCGGCAACAACAUCGCUUCGGAACUGGAGAACUUCAUGGGACUCAUCGAGGUCGUGACGGGCUACGUGAAGAUCCGCCACUCCCAUGCCUUGGUCUCCUUGUCCUUCCUGAAGAACCUUCGCCAGAUCCUAGGAGAGGAGCAGCUAGAGGGGAAUUACUCCUUCUACGUCCUCGACAACCAGAACUUGCAACAGCUGUGGGACUGGGACCACCGCAACCUGACCAUCAAAGCCGGGAAAAUGUACUUUGCUUUCAAUCCCAAAUUGUGUGUCUCCGAGAUUUACCGCAUGGAGGAAGUGACGGGGACUAAAGGGCGCCAGAGCAAAGGGGACAUAAACACCAGGAACAACGGAGAGAGAGCCUCCUGUGAAAGUGACGUCCUGCACUUCACCUCCACCACCACGUGGAAGAACCGCAUCAUCAUCACCUGGCACCGGUACCGGCCCCCUGACUACAGGGACCUCAUCAGCUUCACCGUCUACUACAAGGAAGCACCCUUUAAAAACGUCACAGAGUAUGACGGGCAGGAUGCCUGCGGCUCCAACAGCUGGAACAUGGUAGAUGUGGACCUCCCACCCAACAAGGACGUGGAGCCCGGCAUUUUACUGCAUGGACUGAAGCCCUGGACACAGUAUGCCGUUUACGUCAAGGCUGUGACCCUCACCAUGGUGGAGAAUGACCACAUCCGUGGAGCCAAGAGCGAGAUCUUGUACAUUCGCACCAAUGCUUCAGUUCCUUCCAUCCCCCUGGAUGUACUCUCAGCAUCAAACUCCUCUUCUCAGCUGAUCGUGAAGUGGAACCCUCCUUCCCUGCCCAACGGCAACCUGAGCUACUACAUCGUAAGGUGGCAGCGCCAGCCCCAGGACAGCUACCUUUACCGGCACAAUUACUGCUCCAAAGCAGACAAAAUCCCCAUCAGGAAGUACGCCGAUGGCACCAUCGACGUUGAGGAGGUGACGGAGAAUCCCAAGACUGAAGUGUGUGGUGGGGAGAAAGGGCCGUGCUGCGCUUGCCCCAAAACAGAAGCCGAGAAGCAGGCCGAGAAGGAGGAGGCCGAGUACCGCAAGGUCUUCGAGAAUUUCCUGCACAACGCCAUCUUUGUGCCCAGACCUGAACGGAAGCGGAGGGAGGUCAUGCAGGUCGCCAACACCACCAUGUCCAGCCGGAGCAGGAACACCACAGUGGUGGAUACCUACAACAUCACAGACCCAGAAGAGCUCGAGACCGAGUACCCUUUCUUCGAGAGCAGAGUGGAUAACAAGGAGAGAACUGUCAUCUCCAGCCUCCGGCCUUUUACUCUGUACCGAAUUGAUAUCCACAGCUGUAACCACGAAGCUGAGAAGCUCGGCUGCAGCGCCUCCAACUUUGUCUUUGCAAGAACCAUGCCUGCAGAAGGAGCAGAUGACAUUCCUGGACCGGUGACCUGGGAGCCAAGGCCUGAGAACUCCAUCUUUUUAAAAUGGCCAGAACCUGAGAGUCCCAAUGGAUUGAUUUUAAUGUAUGAGAUCAAAUAUGGGUCACAAGUCGAGGAUCAGCGGGAAUGUGUGUCCAGACAGGAGUACAGGAAGUAUGGAGGGGCCAAGCUAAACCGGCUCAACCCGGGGAACUACACGGCCCGGAUCCAGGCCACCUCUCUCUCUGGGAACGGGUCGUGGACUGAUCCUGUGUUCUUCUAUGUCCAGGCCAAAACAACGUAUGAAAACUUCAUCCAUCUGAUCAUCGCUCUGCCCAUUGCCGUUCUGCUGAUAGUAGGAGGGUUGGUUAUAAUGCUGUACGUCUUCCAUAGAAAAAGAAAUAACAGCAGGCUGGGGAACGGAGUGCUGUAUGCCUCUGUGAACCCGGAGUACUUCAGUGCAGCCGAUGUGUACGUGCCUGACGAGUGGGAGGUGGCCCGGGAGAAGAUCACCAUGAGCCGGGAGCUGGGGCAGGGCUCCUUCGGGAUGGUUUACGAAGGUGUCGCCAAGGGCGUGGUCAAGGAUGAGCCUGAGACCAGGGUGGCCAUUAAGACGGUGAACGAGGCCGCCAGUAUGCGCGAGAGAAUUGAGUUUCUCAACGAGGCCUCGGUGAUGAAGGAGUUCAACUGUCACCACGUGGUGCGCUUGCUGGGCGUGGUGUCCCAGGGCCAGCCGACGCUGGUCAUCAUGGAACUGAUGACCCGGGGGGACCUCAAAAGUUAUCUCCGGUCUCUGAGGCCAGAAAUGGAGAAUAAUCCAGUCCUAGCACCUCCCAGCCUAAGCAAAAUGAUCCAGAUGGCUGGAGAGAUUGCAGAUGGCAUGGCAUACCUCAACGCCAAUAAGUUUGUCCACAGAGACCUCGCUGCCCGGAACUGCAUGGUGGCCGAAGAUUUCACAGUCAAAAUCGGAGAUUUUGGGAUGACGAGAGACAUCUAUGAGACCGACUAUUACCGGAAGGGAGGGAAGGGGCUGCUGCCUGUGCGCUGGAUGUCCCCCGAGUCCCUCAAGGAUGGAGUCUUCACCACGCACUCUGACGUCUGGUCCUUCGGGGUCGUCCUCUGGGAGAUCGCCACGCUGGCCGAGCAGCCAUACCAGGGCCUGUCCAAUGAGCAAGUCCUUCGCUUCGUCAUGGAGGGCGGCCUUCUGGACAAGCCGGACAACUGUCCUGACAUGCUGUUUGAACUGAUGCGCAUGUGCUGGCAGUACAACCCCAAGAUGAGGCCUUCCUUCCUGGAGAUCAUCAGCAGCAUCAAGGACGAGAUGGAGCCCGGCUUCCGGGAGGUCUCCUUCUACUACAGCGAGGAGAACAAGCCGCCUGAGCCAGAGGAGCUGGACCUAGAGCCGGAGAACAUGGAGAGUGUCCCCUUGGACCCCUCGGCCUCCUCGUCCUCCCUGCCGCUGCCCGACAGACACUCAGGACACAAGGCCGAGAACGGUCCGGGCCCUGGCGUGCUGGUCCUUCGAGCCAGCUUCGACGAGAGACAGCCUUACGCGCACAUGAACGGGGGCCGCAAGAAGGAGCGGGCCUUGCCUCUGCCCCAGUCCUCGACCUGCUGAUCCUGGAUCCCGAUCCGUGCAAACAGUAACGUGCGCACACGGCGGCGGGUGGGGGGGAGAGUUUUAACAAUCUAUUCACAGCCUCCUGUACCUCAGUGGAUCUUCAGAACUGCCAUUGCUGCCCACGGGAGACGGCUUCUCUGCAGUAAACACAUUUGGGAUGUUCCUUUUUUCAAUAUGCAAGCAGCUUUUUAUUUCCCUACCCAAACCCUUAACUGACAUGGGCCUUUAAGAACCUUAAUGACAACACUUAAUAGCAACAGAACACUUGAGAAUCAAGUCUCCUCUCUCUCCCUGUCUCUCUCUCCCUCUCUCUCACCUUUCUCUUUCUUUCUGCUUCAUGAUGGAAACACAUUUGCUGCAAGCCCAGCCGGGACGCCCUUUGUAUUGGAUUGAGGCAACGUCUGUCCCUCCACGGCCCCCUUGAACACACCUGCCCGUCACCAUAGGUCUUUAUAAAACACGUUGAGACAGGAUUUUUUAACCGUACCUUUAACAUUUUUAGGGACAUACGAAAUUUACAAAGGGCCAUCGUUCAUCCAAGGUUGUUACCAUGUUAACGCUGCCAAAUUCUGCCAAAACCCCGAACUUUCUCCCUCACCGUCCCCGCACUGUUCUUUUGUUUCCAGAGGCCUGAGCGAGCAUGGUAGCUAGUCACUCGUUAAGAGCCACGCUGGUGAUGCCCUCCAUCCAAUCGUCCCCUGGUGUUCUUUUCAAGUCUCACAUUCACACAGGUCUGAUUGCUUUUGACGAGGUUAUUGUUUGGGGGAACUGGACAGAAUGAGACUUCCUCUCAGUGAAGAUGGCUUCCCCGCUCCCCCUUCUGUACCCACACCUUCUAGCCCCCAGGAAUUCUGGAGGAAACAGGCCCUGUCGGGAGCCUGGAAGACAGGCUUUGAGUAAAGGUCGUCCACGUGCCAGUCUCCUGUCCCCGCCCCAGCUCCCCACCUGGCCCCCAGGAACACAGAUGGGAAGGGGUAUCCAGGGACUCAGCCCAACUGUUUAUGCAAGUUUGCAAGGAAAGAAAUUCAAAUACCACAACAACAGUACGAAGAAAAGCAGUAAAUGGAUUCAAGCAUUCUAAGCUUUGUUGACAUUUUCUCUGUUAUAGGACUUCUUCAUGGGUCUUACAGUUCUAUGUUAGACCAUGAAACAUUUGCAUACACAUCGUCUUUAAUGUCACUUUUAUAACUUUUUUACGGUUCAGAUAUUCAUCUAUACGUCUGUACAGAAAAAAAAAAAAGCUGCUAUUUUUUUUGUUCUUUAUCUUUGUGGAUUUAAUCUAUGAAAACCUUCAGGUCUACCCUCUUCCCUCUCUGCUCACUCCAAGAAACUUCUUAUGCUUUGUACUAGAGUGCGUGACUUUCUUCCUCUUUUCCCAGUAAUUGAUACUUAUAUAACAUAAUUUGCCAUGAACUGUUUGAUGCCUUUUUAUAAAUACAUACCCCUCCCCGCUCCCCCUGCCCCGUUAGUUCUAUUCUGCCCCAUAGGCUCUGUGGGCACGAGGCUGGUGAGGGGAGCAGCUGGAGAGAAGGCGGGCGCCUGCCCUGGACCCUCUCUCCCCAGCCUGCUCUCACAGAGCAUUUGAGUCUGUUACAGUGCAAGACAUGAUACAAACUCAGGUCAGAAAAAAAGGUUAAAUAUUUCGCA
Molecule: messenger RNA, 6425 nt
Organism: Mesoplodon densirostris (Blainville's beaked whale)
Lineage: Eukaryota; Metazoa; Chordata; Mammalia; Artiodactyla; Ziphiidae
Gene: IGF1R
Product: insulin like growth factor 1 receptor
Exons: 21
Coding region: 669-4775 (1368 amino acids)
Biological process (GO): insulin-like growth factor receptor signaling pathway; regulation of JNK cascade; multicellular organism development
Cellular component (GO): axon; insulin receptor complex; membrane
Molecular function (GO): insulin receptor activity; insulin receptor substrate binding; ATP binding
Source: RefSeq, a predicted model, not a curated record